This is a messenger RNA of Thalassophryne amazonica, 4455 nucleotides long. It is a transcript of the gene prpf4bb, whose product is annotated as pre-mRNA processing factor 4Bb. Gene Ontology annotation, biological process: peptidyl-serine phosphorylation; peptidyl-threonine phosphorylation; mRNA cis splicing, via spliceosome. The transcript is spliced from 16 exons. The record is from RefSeq and is a predicted model, not a curated record. The coding region runs from base 71 to 3133 and encodes 1020 amino acids. Gene Ontology annotation, molecular function: protein serine/threonine kinase activity; ATP binding. Lineage: Eukaryota; Metazoa; Chordata; Actinopteri; Batrachoidiformes; Batrachoididae.
ACAUUGGUGAGGCCGUUGUGGUUCUAUAGUUACACUCUGAAGAAGAAGGUGGCCCUCUCCGCUGUGGGAAAUGGCUGACGUUCAGAUUGAUAUUACUUCCAGAAGAAUGAAUAAUGGCAACGAACACGUGAAGCAAGAUCUGGAAAGCCAUGUGAGAAGUGGCAAUGAAGACAGUGGGGACAUAUCUGAAGAAGAAGAAGAAGAGGAGGAGGCAGAAGCUAACGGGGAAAAGAUGGAAACCAAAUGUCGCAGCAGUGGUGGUGGUGGCAAACACAAGAGGAAGAAACACAAACAUCGUAGUAAGCACAAAAAACACAAGCAUGCUUCCGAUGAGGACAAGGAGCGUAAACGCAAACAUCGUCACAAACAUCGGAAACACAAACGCAAAGAGGCCUCCUCGCCCGCUGCUGCCCUCAUCUUUGGCUCCUCGAGCCACCGAAAGAUUGAGAAGAUUGAUUCCUCUCCAUCCUCUGGAAAUCCCAGUUUGGACGACAGGGCCUUGUUGGAGGAUUUGGAGAAACAGAGGGCUAUGAUUAAAGCUGAACUGGAUAGUCAAUUGAUGGAGGGCAAGGUUCAGUCAGGGAUGGGCUUGAUCCUUCAGGGUUAUAAUUCUGGAUCAGAAGAGGAUGCUGAUUCUCGGGUCAGAAAUGGAGAGCAAUGUCAACAAACUGAUGCAGUUAAACCCGUAUCCCCCAAGCGUGUGAAAAGUGGCAAAUCCAGGCGGGACUCAACAGAGGUCAAUAAAUCCAGCUCCAGGCGUUGUAGCAGGAGCAAGUCUCUGGACAAGCCUGCCAAAGAGUCUAAGCAGGAUAAAGUGACCAAAAUCACCAAGGAUGCAGGUGAUAAGGACAGGGGGCGUGAAAGGAGUAGGUCAAAAGAAAGGAAGCAUUUAAGCAGCACUGAUAGGUCCAAGGAGAGAACCAGGAAGUCCAGCUCCCCCUCCACUGGGAGAGGAGAGCAAAAGGCUAGCCGCACUGAGAAACGUUCCUCUCCAAAGCGUGACGACAAACCAAACCAAGAAAGAGCGACCCAGAGAUCUAGGUCACCUGCACGGGAGCGGCCAAGUCGCUCAGAUGCUGACCGCGACAAAAGGCCGGCUAAGUCUCCAUCCAAGGAUGCUUCCUCAGGGAAAGAGAACCGGUCCCCUCAUAGGCGAGGGCCUCACAUCUCCCCGAGGAAACACAGUGCUUCCCCUCGCCACAGAGACAUCCACCUCCCCGCGGCUAGUGCCUCAGACAGGAUGUCAAAACAGAGUCUUUCUCCUUCCAGAACAAGGUCCUCCCCCAGGAGGGGCCGCAGCCGCUCAGCUGACAUGAGGAGGCGAGAUAUUGACAGGCAGGACUCACCGCUCAGGAAACGCCCACGGGCAGACCCAGGGUUAGGCAGAGAGCGGUCACGAGAAAACAGUCCCAGGUCGUCAUCUCGCCGCAGGGUGAGUCGCUCUCCUCUUAGGCGCAGGUCCCCAUCUGCACGACGACGGUCCCGCUCUUCCCCACGCAGACGGAGCAGGUCUCCACUGAGACGCAGGUCUGGAGAGAGAGACAGGUAUGGGAGACCCAGACAGUACAGACGGUCACUGUCUCGUGAUCGAGAUAGGAGGAGGAGACGGAGCAGAGAUGAGGACAAGUUUAAGGGCAGCUUUUCAGAGGGCAUGAAGUUUGAUCAGGAGUCUUCAGAAGAAGAAGUGUUAGACGACUUUGAUGGAGAAGAAAUCGAUGAAGAAGCUCUCAUUGAACAGCGUCGCCAGCAGCGCAUGGCAAUUGUGCAGAAAUACAUGGUUGUAAACGAGGACACCAAUGUGGUGUCAGAGCCCAGCAGCCCCCAGAGUAGCACGCGCAGCCGCUCGCCCUCACCUGACGACAUUUUGGAGCGAGUAGCUGCAGAUGUCAAGGAGUAUGAACGCGAAAACGUCAACACCUUUGAGGCCAACAUCAAAGCCAAGCACAACCUCAUCGCCCAGGAGAAAGAAGGACACAACCCCAAAAAGCCCUCAGCUCCUGAUAUGUUUACAGAGUCUGAUGACAUGUUUGCGGCAUACUUUGAUAGUGCCAGAAUGAGAGCAGCCGGCGUCGGGAAGGACUUCAAAGAGAACCCAAACCUCAGGGACAACUGGACUGAUGCUGAGGGUUACUACCGAGUGAACAUCGGGGAGACGCUGGACAAACGCUAUGACGUUUACGGCUACACGGGCCAGGGUGUGUUCAGCAAUGUGAUUCGAGCCAGGGACACUGCCAGGGCUGGCCAAGAGGUGGCAGUAAAGAUCAUCCGAAACAACGAGCUGAUGCAGAAGACGGGUUUGAAAGAGUUGGAAUUCCUCAAGAAGCUCAACGAUGCCGACCCUGACGACAAGUUCCACUGUCUUCGGCUCUUCAGGCAUUUCUACCACAAGCAGCAUCUCUGCUUGGUGUUUGAGCCGCUCAGUAUGAAUUUGCGAGAGGUGCUGAAGAAAUAUGGUAAAGACGUGGGGCUGCACAUCAAGGCUGUGCGCUCCUACAGUCAGCAGCUCUUCUUGGCCCUCAAGCUGCUGAAGAGAUGCAACAUCCUCCACGCCGACAUCAAGCCGGACAACAUCCUGGUGAACGAGUCAAAAACCAUUUUGAAGCUGUGCGACUUCGGCUCUGCGUCUCAUGUCGCCGAUAAUGACAUCACACCGUACCUGGUCAGCAGAUUCUACAGAGCGCCAGAAAUCAUCAUCGGAAAGCCGUAUGACUACGGGAUUGACAUGUGGUCUGUGGGCUGCACUUUAUACGAGCUGUACACCGGCAAGAUCUUGUUUCCUGGCUCAUCCAACAAUCACAUGAUCAAGUUGGCCAUGGACCUCAAGGGCAAGAUGCCAAACAAGAUGAUCCGUAAAGGCUUGUUCAAAGACCAGCACUUCGAUCAGAACUUGAACUUCCUGUACAUUGAAGUGGACAAAGUGACAGAAAGGGAGAAGGUGACUGUGAUGAGCACCAUCAACCCCACCAAAGACCUGCUGGCAGACAUGAUCGGGGGCCAGCGCCUGCCUGAGGACCAGAGGAAGAAGGUGAUGCAGCUUAAGGACCUGCUGGAUGGAACCCUGAUGCUGGACCCGGCCAAACGUGUCAGCAUCAACCAGGCUCUGCAGCACCCCUUUAUCCAGGAAAAGAUCUGAUGCCCCCAGAGAGCCAACCUCAGACUUCUUCUGGGAAUAUUGUGGAUCUUUGAUCCGUAUUUUGUUUAUGAAUUCAUAAUUGUCAUAUUUGUACAUAGACCAUUCAACUAGUUGUCUUUGAUUUCUGCCAUUAUCAUUGUAAACUUCCCCUCACACCCUGCCAGUGCUGAUAUGGACGUUUUUUUUGUUUGUUUUUUCUAUUUAACAUUGAAGUGACAGAUGUUUAAGAGAAAAAUAUAAUUCCUGUAAAUACUGAACGUCUCAGACAUCAAGUCUCCAGCAAAGGGCAGGUCAGCUUUGUCAUAGCUGCAAAUACCUAAAUGUCAUUUAUUUUUAAACUACCUGGCGUGUUGUGGGGCGAUGCAUGCUUUGUGUGUGCUCCAGACGCCUGGUGCAGGCCCGUGUAAAUGCUCCGUACGUGCAUCAGUGUUCCACAGUGUGCAGUGUCCAGCUCAACAAAGUGCCGCGGCUGCAGAGUCGACACAUUUCUACAGAGGCAACAUUUAAUUUCAGCAAAACCAGAAGUCUGUCCACCCAGCUGGAAAAAUGGUUACCUGUCUCGGCUGGGGAAGUAAAUGUGAGGCGUCUUUGUAAAGUGCUUUGAGCAUCUUCAAGAUGAGGAAGCGCAAUAGAAAUGCAGUCCAUCUUUGUACAGAAUUUUUAUUUUUUAAUAGCGGUUUCUUUUGGUUUCUCCUUCUUUGCUUUGGGGUUGCCACAGCAGAUUCCAUAUGGAUCCACGUGCUGCUUUGGUCCGUUUAGCAUUGGGUGCCCUUCCUGAUGCAAUUCCAGAUGUAAACAGAAUGGGGCACAAGCAGUCUUUAAACUGGGACAUUUUCUGUUUUGGAAGCAAGUGCACAAUCAGCUUGCACCACAGAAACGUUUUAGAAGAUGAUCCUAUUUAAUUUAAAAAUCAAAUUAAUCUCUCAGAACAUAAAGUAGAAGUAUAUCCCCCCCCAUAAAAUGCACACUCGAGAAGCUGAAGUGUCUAGGCUUUUUGCAGGCACGGGACUCCUUGAACAGUAAUUUUACUGAUUCCUUUCAGUGGGGUAGUUUGUCUGUGUCGUUGCAACACUCUGGGUUAACCCGUGGCUCUUCAGGCUCUCAGGUUCAAGUGCCUCCCGUCUGAGCUAGUUAACGAUGGUCACUGCUGUCACACUCUCCUCCCGCUGUUGUAUAUAUCAGUAAUCGUCUUUUCAUGUAUGUUUUUGUUCUUCUCAAUAAGUGGUUUAAAAAAAAGUGAUUUCGGUAUAGAGUAGCUGUGGACACACUGCUGAAAGAAAGGCAACUUUUAGUAAUAAAAUGUUUCAUAUUGUACAUGAAAA